CAUUACCAAGCAAAUCCUUCUCUCUCUUCGCCCCUCCGCUCCGCUCCUCUCUGCUUUAAAUUCCUUCUUCCCUUCUCAUCUUCGCUUUUCAAUCUUCUUCAAUAAUGGUUUCCUCUGUUUCAAAAUCCAGUCUUUCUACCCCAUUACUCUCUCUUACUCUUUCAGCUUCUUCAAGCAGUUCUAGUGGCAGCAUUAGUGACGCCGAUGAUGUCAGCAGCGGUAGCCUUCUUUCGUCGGAUCGAUUCGAUGCUGUUGACGUUAAAAAGUUUCGAUUUUCUUCCAUACCUGUUUCUGGGUUUUCCUUGCAUCGAUCCUUGGCUGUUCUGUCCGGUCACAUCGGCUCUGUUUCUUGCUUGGCCUUGUGUGGCGAGUUCAUACUCAGUGCUUCUCAAGGCAAGGACAUCAUCGUAUGGCAACAGCCUGAUUUGAGAGUUUUCACGAAGUUCGGACAGGGAGACGGAUCCGUCAAAGCCCUUGUGUCUGUCGGGGACAAGGUUUUCACAGCUCAUCAGGAUAGCAGAAUCAGAGUCUGGAAGGUUUCUAGGAGCUCCGAGAAUGUGUUCAGGCUGGUGGAUUCAUUGCCCACAACGAAAGACUAUUUGGGGAAAUUCAUGAAGCAGAGCAACUACGUCCAAACUCGAAGGCACCACAAGAAACUCUGGAUCGAACAUGCUGAUAGCAUCUCAUGCUUGACAGUUUGUGACGGCUUAAUCUACUCUGGCUCGUGGGACAAGACCCUGAAAGUUUGGAGGCUCUCAGAUUUGAAGUGCUUAGAAUCCAUUAAAGCUCACGACGAUGCCAUCAAUGGCCUGGUUUCUUCAAAUGGGGUUGUGUAUUCUGCUUCAGCAGAUGGAAAGAUCAAAGCUUGGACACAAGGGAAGGAGAAGAAAACACAUUCUUUGAAGGGGAUUCUAGAAGGUCACAAGGAUGUUCAUUCAAUUCUGUGCUUGUUUCUGAUGAUGGAAAGUGGGUUUAUGGAGGAGGAUCAGAUGGGUAUAUAAUGGGAUGGGAAAAUAAUAAAUAAUAAUAACAAUAAUGGGAUUUUGGUUUCUGAAACAAAGCACAUGAAAUGGCUGUGUUGUGUAUGUGUUUGAUGGGAGAGUUUCUAUUCAGUGGGAUCAGCAGAUAAGAGUAAUUGUCGUUUGGAAGAGAGCGUCAUUUGGGAAGCUUUGUAAAUUUGAGAUCAUAAGUGGUCAUGAAGGACAGUGAAGUGUUUGCAGGCAAGUUUUGAUAGAAUUGGAGGUGGGUUUUUGCUCUACAGUGGAAGUCUUGAUAAGAGUUGAGGGUUUGGUGGGUUCCUAAGUACAGUGAAGAAGAAACACAAAACAACUCAACACAAUAAUCCCACCAAGCUCUACUCUCAACAACAAAUCCAUUGUUGGAUAAGGUUGUGUUUCAGUUGAUAGAAUCAAACCUUUUGUGGACUAAAGAGUUGUUAUUGGUUUGAUUCUCAACAGUGAUCUGUUCCUGGUAAAGCUUGCAAGGUUCUGUCAUGAAGCAGCAGAUUCCUAUUUUUUUUCUGUAUCUGCUGAUUGGAGUAACAUACAAGAUAGAGGGUUAAAGUUUGAAAUUUUUCCCCCUUUUUUUCUGUCUGUAAUUGCAUUGAUACUUUUCUGUUUCUUCUUCUUGUGUGUCAUUCAAUGUAUGAUAUUUUUCAUAGGAUUAAAUUUAAGGGUAGAAAGUGGAGGGACAUAAGAUAUAAUUAUGGAUUCAAUUUUUUA
Molecule: messenger RNA, 1721 nt
Organism: Prosopis cineraria
Lineage: Eukaryota; Viridiplantae; Streptophyta; Magnoliopsida; Fabales; Fabaceae
Product: protein JINGUBANG-like
Exons: 1
Coding region: 105-1001 (298 amino acids)
Molecular function (GO): protein binding
Source: RefSeq, a predicted model, not a curated record